AUGAGGAACAGGGAGAUCCUAUUGCUUGGCCCAUAGAACAGAGCUUCAGCGUGGCCUUUCUGUGAUGGCUCCUGCAUCUCUCCGCCGGUACAGCCCCUGACCGUCUUCCUGCCUGGAGACCACUCCGGCCAUCUUCUUCAAGGCACCGUGGCAUCUUACCACCGUUUUCCCCAGGAAAGUGAAGAUGAAGUGUGUGCUAGUGGCCAGUGAAGGGGCUGAGGUCCUGUUCUACUGGACAGACAAGGAGUUUGAGGACCGCCUACACCAGAGGUUCGGACUCUCGGAGCACGGGGAAGAAGAGCUUCCUGCUCUUGAGGACGGUCUCACUACCCUCCUCGCCCCCUUGGUCAUCUCCUGCAUGACCAUGCUGGAGAAGAUCUCAGACACAUAUACCUGCUUCUCAGCCGAGAAUGGGAAUCACCUGUAUGUCCUGCACCUGUUCGGUGAGUGCUUGUAUAUUGCGAUGAACGGUGACGGCACGGAGGGCGAAGACCAACUGCGGCGGAAGUUAUACGUGCUAAAGCAGCUGACGGAGAUGCACUUUGGACUGGUCACCCUGGAUGGUCACCUCAUCAAAAAGGAGCUGCGCCCCUCGGACUCGGAACAGCGUGGUCAGGUGUGGGGGCUCUUCCAGAGCCUGCUCUCCACGUACAGCCGCCUGCAAGAGGAGGAACAGAGCUUUGCCGUGGAGGCGGUGGAGAGGCUGAUCCAUCCCCAGCUUUGUGAGCAGUGCAUCGAGACACUGGAGCAUAAGGUCGUCCAGCACAUCAACAGCAGCCCCGAGCACGGUGGGGAAGAGGUCCUGCACGCCUUCCUCCUGGUUCACACCAAGCUGCUGGCCUUCUACUCUGGCCACUACGCGAGCAACUUGCGCCCGGCAGAUCUCCUGACCCUCAUCCUGCUGGCUCAGGACCUUUACCCCCCGGACCGCUCGGAGGAGGAGAACGACGUUCAGCCGGCGAGGCCCGGGCCCUUGGAGCAGAGACCCAGUAGCAGCCAGAGCAUCCCUGUGCUGCCGCAGACCGACAGGAGAAACUCCUGGAGAGACUCCGAGGAGACGGAGACUGACAAUACUUCGAUGUCAGAGGAAUAUUACACUCCCAAGCCUUCUCCUAGCGGAAGGAGCUCAGGCCAAGCAGGUUCGGGGGGAGCUGCCCACAGAGGAGAACCGGCACCCCAAAGAGUAGUGGCAACAGGGACAGAAACAGAUCCUUCAUCCUGGAGCAGGAGUCAGGAUCCGGAAUCCUGCAAAAGUGUGGAGUGGGCGCUUCCUCUGCCUCUCUCUUCCUCUUGCUGCAGCCUACUGCCCUGUUUCCGGUUUACGCCUCCCAAACUCAGACUUCCCAUUACCUGUCUACACUGCCUGGGGAGAGCUCGCGGAACUUACUCGAAAGCAAAGAAGACUCCUGCAUCUCUUCUGAUUUCUUCCUCCCUUCUGACCUCCAGACUGCCUCCUCUGUGGAGUACCAUCUGGUUGGAGGGUGGGACGCCACCAGUCUUUGGGGACGUAAGUACUGCCAGUGUCCAGAUAGCUGAAGACACUUUGCAGACUCUGAUACCUCCCUUGCCCGCGGCCUCCAAUCCCAGAAGAGUUUUCCUUAAUGCCAGUAUACGGGAGAACUACUGUCCAGUGAUGCCCCACACCAUGUAUUGUCUGCCCCUCUGGCCCGGAAUGUCAAUGGUGCUUCUGACCAAGAGUCCUAAUUGGCAUUUGGCCCUCUCCUUCUACCAACUCCUGGAUGGGUUUUACGUGCUGGAGAAGAGGCUAAAGGAAGGGCAGGAGGGCGGGAGCAGCUUGAGGUCCCACCCUCUCCUGGGAGAUUUGCGCCAGAGGAUGGAUAAGUUUCUCAAGAACCGAGGUGGGCCGGAGAUUCAGAGCACGUGGCUGGAGUUUAAGAACAAGGUUUUCUCCAGAAGCGAGCCUGGAUCCUCUUGGGAGCUCCUCCAGGCCUGUGGGAAGUUGAAGCGGCAGCUCUGCUCCAUGUACCGUCUCUACUUCCUGACCACGGCUCCGGGCCCGGGAGGGCCCUGUCUCCCCCAGAGCCUUCAGGGCCAAGUUCAGAAGCUCAUGAAAGAAAAGCUGCUGGACUGGAAGGACUUUCUGUUGGUGAAGAGCAAGAGAAACGUGACCAUGGUGUCCUACCUGGAAGACUUCCCAGGCUUGGUUCACUUCAUCUACGUGGAUCGCCUCGGUGGGCAGAUGGUGGCUCCUUCACUCAACGUCAACGAGAAGACCUCGUCAGAGCUAGGGAAGGGGCCCCUGGCGGCCUUCGUCAAGGGCAAGGUCUGGGCUCUAGUCAGGCUGGCGCGGCGAUACCUCCAGAAAGGCUACACCACGCUGACAUUUCGAGACGGAGACUACUACUGCUCGUACUUCCUGUGGUUUGAAAAUGAGAUGGGCUACAAGCUACCAACCAUGGAGGUGCCAGUCCUGUCAGAUGACUCAGCUCCCGUUGGCAUGCUGGGGGGAGACUACUACAGGAAACUGCUCCGCUAUUACAGCAAGAGCUAUCCAGCGGAGGUGGUCAAGUGCUAUGAGCUGAUGGCCAUCCAUCUGGCCAUCAUCCCCACGGACCUGGUGGUCCAACAGGCGGGCGAGCUGGCCCGACGGCUGUGGGAGUCGUCCCGGAUCCCUCUGUUCUAAGCUGAGAGAGUGUCGAUCUGUCCGUUCCCCUGCCUUAGCCGCUUCCCCCGUUGCCAACAGCCCCUCCUCCUCUGAAGGACUAUGGCUCUGUCGGGGACCGGCCCGCCUGGGUGCUCAGACAGAGGGCCACCCUGCCCCAGAUUGGGGCUACAGGACCAGACUCGUGAAUCUCGAACUGGCUGGCGGAGGGUGGCACCCGGAUUUGGUGGGCGACUGCAGUGAGCGGGAGCUGCCUGCUCCAGGAAUCUGAGCCAGGAAAGAGCGGGACUGUGAGAGCCAAGGUCCACACGGUCCAGAGGAGCCAACUUGGAGGCCGAGGCUGCCCUGAGAAGGGGCUUCUUCGCUCCGCAGCAGAAAUCACAAGCAGGAGGAGCUGGAGGUGAUCCGUUACAAACUGUAGUUGCUGUAACGAUCCCCUGCCAUGCCUGCUCUUCCUCAUCUUCCUCUCGGAAUUUGCACCCCUGAUUUUGGGGGCGCAAGGGGCCUCUUCUGAGGGGAUCCCAGGGAUCUAUUCCUUCCUUUUCUCCUAUUCAGGACCCGAUCUCCUUCUAGACUUCCAGUUGGCCUCAGUGUCCUCAAGUGGAAGACUCCAUCCUUGGUUUGAAGAGGAGAAAUCUUAUUCUGCACUAAAUCUUGAGCAUCCACCGCACGACUGCCUUGCCCGCAACAGCGGUUUCCACGUGUUGAUCACCAGCGAGUGCAAAUAGUGAGCUGGCUGGAGCCCUGGCAGCUGCUGCAGGGGCUGAGAAGACACAGCUGCACACACAAACGUUUUCCUCUUCCAGGCAAAGUGGCUAACUCUUAGUCCCGGCUCCCAGGGCUGGUGAAGUCCCUCCUCUGGCCCACUUCAGAGGACAUCACGUGGCUUGGGAUCAGAUGACAAACCGAAGGUCAGAAAAGCCACACCUCCAGGACUUCUGCAGUUCUGAGACAUAGUGACUGAACUUUACACCAGAGAGGAUGAAUGGAAAUAAAAGUUUCAGAAGCCACAGAAGAGCUCAGCCUGCCUUGUAGUUCCUGGGGCUUCCAUAAUGACAGGGGCAGAAAAACAUAGGAACCGGAAUACCACUGCGGGAAGU
This is a messenger RNA of Tachyglossus aculeatus (Australian echidna), 3723 nucleotides long. RefSeq names its product HPS1 biogenesis of lysosomal organelles complex 3 subunit 1 (gene HPS1). Lineage: Eukaryota; Metazoa; Chordata; Mammalia; Monotremata; Tachyglossidae. Gene Ontology annotation, cellular component: BLOC-3 complex. The coding region runs from base 185 to 2644 and encodes 819 amino acids. Gene Ontology annotation, molecular function: guanyl-nucleotide exchange factor activity. Gene Ontology annotation, biological process: melanosome assembly; vesicle-mediated transport. The transcript is spliced from 21 exons. The record is from RefSeq and is a predicted model, not a curated record.